Messenger RNA from Culex quinquefasciatus (southern house mosquito), 2383 nucleotides. RefSeq names its product esterase B1. The transcript has 5 exons. The record is from RefSeq and is a predicted model, not a curated record. The coding region runs from base 347 to 2038 and encodes 563 amino acids. NCBI's taxonomy places the organism in Eukaryota, Metazoa, Arthropoda, Insecta, Diptera, Culicidae.
UCGCCAGUUCGCAACGACUUGAGCACGAUUAGUGUGCAGUGCACUUGGGCUGUUUAUGCUGAAAACAAAUCCAGUACUGACCCUUUGGACGGUGGCUUCGCGAAUGAAUAGUAAUUUCGCGAAUGCAGUUCGCGCGCGGCCAAUUAAACUGCCUCAAUUAGACAAUCGGUGAAACUGCAUUUCGCGGAACAAACGUCCCGUUUGCGUUGCAGUACCGUAGCAGCAGUUGGGAAGAUCGUUCAAACCGUUCUAGUACAAGUGUUUAUGGAGUGUCGUAUUAAGCUGAUUCCAGAAAUUCUUAAAACUGUGUAAAACUUGUAAAAUAUGAAAAUUGGUUGACAUCAAAAUGAAGAUCAGGCUACUCAUCUCGGCGUUGAUGUUGGCUUUGCUGAAUUUUGCAAAUGCCGGUGGUCCUCGGUGUGUGGCAAAAUUUGACUACGGAAUUGGCGUGGGGCUGCUCAAGGAAACGUUUACCAACCGGUUGUACUGUGCGUACUUGGGCAUUCCUUAUGCCCAGCCACCGCUGGGGGAGCUAAGGUUUGAAGAUCCCGUCCCUUUCGUCUUCGACGGAUCGGCCACGUUCGACCGGGUGGCCGAGCCGUGCGUUCAGGACCUGAACGGUCGCAUCGUUGGCAGCGAGGACUGCCUCGGCCUUAACGUGUACACCACGUACGUCCGCGUCAGCAAGCGGCCCCGCCCCAUAAUGCCGGUGCUGGUGUGGAUCCACGGCGGAAGCUUCACCGAGGGCUCGUCCGAAACCGACAUCUACGGGCCGGAGUUUCUGCUGGACGAGGAUGUUAUCGUGGUUACAUUCAAUUAUCGGCUGGCCUCGUUCGGUUUUCUGGGCGUCGAUGAUUUAGACAUUUCGCCGAAUCUGGGCUUGCGGGACCAAACGGAUGCCCUUCGGUGGGUCAGUCGUAACAUUAGACGAUUCGGCGGUGAUCCGAGGCGAGUCACGUUGGUUGGGUGGAGUGCGGGUUCGGCGGCAGCCACGUACCACCUCUACUCGGAGGCAUCGAAGGGAUUGUUCCAGCGGGUAAUAGCCAUGAGUGGAACGAUGAGUCAACCGUGGGCGUACAAUUUCAAGGCGGAGUGGUGCAGCAAUCAGUAUCUCAAGCAAAUUGACGCCACAACCAAGGAAGAGCUGAAAGCGCGCCCGGCGAAAUUUAUGGUCCCGAUUGACGGGCUUAAAUUUUACUACUUCACAGUCAGCUACGUGUGCUACAUGCCGAGCGGAGAUCCGAUUUAUGCUCCCCGAAAUGCGUACGAGCUGGCCAGGACGAUGGCCCCGGUCAGCGACGUCCCGCUGCUUGUCGGAAGCACCGCGGUUGAGCACCAGAAUCUAUUCAAUCAGCGUCGAUUUGAUAUGGCUCAAUCCAAUUAUCCAAAUGACAACGCCACCACGUACGAACGGCUCGUGGACUAUCUGGAACGACGCCGGGGUGGGAACCGGACUGCGGCGACCUUCUACCGAAAGCUGGCGAGCUUUGCUGACUUCAGUUACGGCCUGCAGUUCUUUGUGGAGCAUGCCUCGCGCCACUUUCGCGCUCCCAUCUAUCGGUACCAGUUUGCGUUUGAUGGCCCGUUCGGGUAUGCCAAAAACGUCUACUACAGGUCAUCGAUUGCACAUCGGAUGCCCGGCGCCAUGCACGGCGAUGACCUCGGGUACCUGUUCACGCCGCACAACUACCGGAGCCUCAUUACGGAAGGCCGUCUCAACAACUCGCUCAUCCAAAGAUCGGUGAAAACGCAACGCCGCAUGGUCCGGCUGUGGACCAACUUUAUCAAAACCGGAAAUCCAACGCCCAACAAUGGCCGAAUCAAUCAGACAAUAUGGCACCCUUACAACGACCGGACCAACCCCCAGCAGGCCCGCAAGUACCUCAACAUCGACCGGCGGCUCCGGCUGGUGCGGGACAAGGUUCCGGCCAAUUACUACUUCCGGCUGUGGCGGACCGUUUUCGACUGUCUGUACUACUUCGAGUGUGACUUUUUGUACGACGGGGAAGUUGGAGGGGGUAACGGUGACCGAAACUAGAAUAAGAUAUUAAAGUUAAGUAGUUUAUUUGUGCCCUUUAAGCGAGUAAUUAACAUUUUCAGUAUCUUUAAGGUGAAACGGGACGCCAGUUCUUUUAAAACUUCUGUUCAACUGAAAUCAAUUUCUUAAAUCGACAGAUUGCUUGCAGAACUUCGUACGUUACGGCAAACGAUUGAUACUGUCAGAGAAAGUGAUCUACUUUCUGCCAUUUCAAUUACCGACGUCACAUUCAACACCCUUUCACUUACAAAUCUAAAAAGUACUACUAUAAUUCCGACAUAACAACAGACAUGAUGGUUGAUUUCAGCAUGAAUACUUCAAAAUACACAAUUUUCCGACCAAUUA